CGUCAAACCGUUUGUAUACGUUUGUGGAGAGACCUACAGUCACUUCCGGUUCCUGCUGUGCAGAGCUUCCGGCUAGGUCUUUGCUCCCGUGUUUGUGUCCCCGCGCCGUGGGGCCUCCCUUCGCCCGGUCCUGAGGAGGAGACGCCGACGCCGCCAUCAUGUCAGGCUCCAGCAGCGCCCUCAUGAAGCAGCCCCCGAUCCAGUCGACGGCGGGGGCCGUUCCCGUCCGCAAUGAGAAGGGGGAGAUCUCCAUGGAGAAGGUGAAGGUGAAGCGCUAUGUCUCGGGGAAGCGGCCGGAUUAUGCCCCAAUGGAGUCCUCUGAUGAGGAGGACGAGGAGUUCCAGUUCAUCAAGAAGGCCAAGGAGCAGGAGCUGGAGCCAGAGGAGCAGGAGGAAGAGCUGGCCAGUGACCCUCGCUUGCGCCGCCUGCAGAACCGCAUCUCAGAGGAUGUGGAGGAGAGGUUGGCCAGGCAUCGUAAGAUUGUGGAGCCAGAGGUGAUGGGGGAGAGUGACUCAGAAACAGAGGGAGAGGCCUGGCGUGUGGAGCGAGAGGACACCAGUGAGGAAGAAGAGGAAGAAAUUGAUGAUGAGGAAAUUGAGCGUCGCCGUAGCAUGAUGCGGCAGCGCGCUCAGGAACGUAAGAACGAAGAGCUGGAAGUCAUGGAGCUGGAAGAUGAGGGCCGUUCUGGGGAGGAGUCUGAAUCGGAGUCCGAGUAUGAGGAGUAUACAGAUAGUGAGGACGAGACUGAGCCACGCCUUAAACCUGUCUUCAUCCGCAAGAAGGACAGGGUCACAGUCCAGGAGCGAGAGGCAGAGGCACUGAAGCAAAAAGAACUAGAGCAAGAAGCCAAGCGGAUGGCUGAGGAGAGGCGCAAGUAUACCUUGAAGAUUGUUGAAGAAGAAGCCAAGAAAGAGUUGGAGGAGAACAGGCGCUCUUUGGCAGCCCUCGAUGCUCUGGACACAGAUGACGAGAAUGAUGAGGAAGAGUACGAGGCUUGGAAAGUGCGGGAGUUGAAGCGCAUCAAGCGGGACCGAGAGGAGCGUGAAGCGUUAGAGAAGGAGAAGGCAGAGAUUGAACGGGUGCGGAAUCUGACUGAGGAGGAACGCCGUGCUGAGCUCCGAGCCAAUGGCAAAGUCAUUACAAACAAGGCUGUGAAGGGCAAAUACAAGUUCCUGCAGAAAUACUACCAUCGGGGGGCCUUCUUCAUGGAUGAAGAUGAGGAUGUCUACAAGAGGGACUUCAGUGCCCCAACUCUGGAGGAUCACUUCAACAAGACUAUCUUACCCAAAGUCAUGCAGGUGAAGAACUUUGGACGCUCUGGGCGAACAAAGUACACACACUUGGUAGACCAGGACACAACCUCUUUCGACUCUGCAUGGGGGCAGGAGAGUGCCCAGAACACUAAGUUCUUCAAGCAGAAGGCAGCUGGGGUGCGGGAUGUCUUUGAGAGACCCUCUGCCAAGAAGAGAAAGGUUACCUGAGUUUGGAUCUCACUGGACCAGCUUUGCCCUCUUUCUGUGGCUUAGGACCACAAAAUAUUUCCCUGGUUUGGACCCGUUUUAUUCUUCAUCUUUGGAUGGAGGCCUAGUCCGUCUUGAGCAGUCACCUUAACCCGUUUCUAGGGAGUUGGCACCAGCUUAGCAGGCUCUCCAUAUCCCUUGGAGUACACCUGCUCCCUCUUCAGUCCUGUUUGUUAAUUUUGUUUGCCGAUUGUAUAUACUUCUUGUUCUCUACAUGGACACUGUUGUAAGGGGAUGGAGUAGAAGAAAAGCAAGAUGAAUUCUUAUUAAAGGUAUUUCUUACCAA
Messenger RNA from Rhineura floridana, 1806 nucleotides. It is a transcript of the gene MFAP1, whose product is annotated as microfibril associated protein 1. The transcript is spliced from 9 exons. The record is from RefSeq and is a predicted model, not a curated record. Gene Ontology annotation, molecular function: RNA binding. Gene Ontology annotation, cellular component: U2-type spliceosomal complex. NCBI's taxonomy places the organism in Eukaryota, Metazoa, Chordata, Lepidosauria, Squamata, Rhineuridae. Gene Ontology annotation, biological process: mRNA splicing, via spliceosome. The coding region runs from base 159 to 1481 and encodes 440 amino acids.